AGCUCGGGUCUGGGGAGAGGAGGAGGUACCCUAUGGUUUUCCUUUGCGGGGUCUAUUUUGUCAGCUCCAGACCUUCUCGUGCUUUAUCUUUUUCUGUUUUUUUUGUUGUGACCGAAGGCCUUCAACUUAUCCGGACGGUCCCUCCCCACUCGCAAGGGAGGGUGAGUUUGCUGACCUUGGGGGAAAAAAGUAGUCAGUUCGUGGGUGAGAAAGAUGUGGUGCCACCUGCUCACCUCACCAUGGUGGGACAUGUUCACUAAGCAGACAUCGGCUUUAACUUGAGAAGCCCCUUCUCUGAUGGAAUAGGACAUUUGGUGGGAACAUGUUAAGUCAGUCAUUUUACAUCUCCGUUCCAGGAUUUCAUGGACUGCCUUUUGGGAUCUUUGAGCGGAAUCUAGCUUGAUUAAGUGACUCUACGUGUCCUAUUUAAGGUCUUGUCUUUGGGAUAUUACAUGUCUACCUUGGAUUUAACCCACUGAAAACACUCUUGGAUAUUACGGAGAGUCUCCUUGAGGGUGUUUUCGUUCAAGUGGAGGCUCAACAGCGUCAGUGUCUGAUCCUUGCAGAGUUUGAUUGCUUGCAAGAGGUGGGUUUAUUUGGAUGUUUCCCAUGAAGGACAUGGAUGGCCCUCGAUCAAGUGGCCUCCGGAAGAAGAGGAAGUCAAGGUCGGAGAGGGAUCGGGGGAGGAGAUCAAAUGGGAUAAGGAGCAACCGUGUUAAAGGCUCAGUGUUUCGCCUCUCCUCUGACUCAGAGCGGGAGGGUGAAAGAGAGCCCUCCUCAUCUCGCCCUCGACCCCCGCGAAGAAAACGAAAGGAUUCUACUUCUGCUGAAGAGGACAUCAUUGAUGGCUUCUCUAUCACAGGCUUCGUGACCCUGGAGGCUCUCGAGAAAAACAUGACGUUGAAGCCACAGAAAAGCAGAGACCACCAGGCAGGGCCCCUGCACAAGAAAAAACCUGCCAGAGUCCCCAAUGGCCUGAGCCUGGAGCCCUGCAAGAAUAAUUACCACCACCACCAGUCAUCGGACCAGGAGAACAACCCCCGCUUGGCACACACACAAGGCAAGAGGAAGAAGAAACACCGGAACAAGAAGCGCAAAAUGCUGAAACCUGGGCAGAACAACUGCAAGGACAGUGACAGUGAAAGUGUGAGUGGAGAGUCCAAACCUUCCAUCAGGAGCAGCUCCAGAGACAGAGUGACGGACUGUGACACCGAGAGUGACCAAGAUGACAAGGUUUCCGAUGCCAGUUCAGAGAAAUUUUUCAGCACAGCCGCAGUUAAAGUUCCAGAUUUUGGCCUUGAUGUGCUCUCCACCAAUGGCAGCCAGGAGCCUAACGGCCCAGGCCUCCUCAAGGUGUCAGGCCUAGAGCGGAGUCAGGAAAGGAGCCAGGAGAGUUGCAGAGAACCCCAACCCCCUACACCCAGCACCCCCAAUCCACCACUGGCUUCCCAAGCCCUCCCUCUACCACAGCCCCAGGCUUCUGUCUCCCAGGCCUCAUCCCCUCGUCGGACACAAACAAACAGAGUUGCCCAGGCUCCACCUUCAACCCACUUGCUUCCACACCCAGAGGCUCUACCCAGGCCUCAAACCCCCGCAGCCCUGCCUCUUGCACAGGGCCAAGAGCCCUCGCCAACCCCCCCUCCCCGGCUGCAGCACCAGCCUGAACAGCUGCCUCACAGCAGGCCUCAACCUACACCAAACCCUCACCCACACCCACCAUCUCCUGCCCUCCCGACCCACAACCCUCACCAACAGCACCCUAGUCAGGCAGGGCCUCACCGGCCCCCAUCACGCUGCCAGACCCGGCCUCUUUCUGCUUACAACGGCCUCAACGUCAACGGUCACAGCAGCAGCAGGAGUAGCACCCCUGGUACCAAGGUCCACGGGCCCUCUGCUCCAUCCUUGCACCUUCCCCACCACCACCCGCCUGUGGCAGCAGCGGCCUCUACCUUCCCCCUGCCUCUGGCCGCUAACCAGAGCACCCCCCACAGCUUCCCCUCUGCCUUGCAGUCCUCGCCUCACCCACAUCACCCCAAUAUGUUUGCGCCUCCAGCAGCAUUGCCUCCACCACCACCACUGACGUCUAGCACAUUGCCAGUACCUGGACAUCCUGCUGCUGGGAGUGCCUACUCAGAGCAAGAUCUUCUUCGCCAGGAGCUCAACACCCGUUUCCUAGCCUCCCAGAGCGCGGACCGCGGUGCCUCUCUGGGCCCCCCGCCCUACCUGCGCACCGAGUUCCACCAGCACCAACAUCAGCACCAGCAUCAGCACCAACACACCCACCAGCACACGCACCAGCACACCUUCACGCCCUUCCCCCACGCCAUCAUGCCCACCCCAGCACCGCCCAUGGUGCGUACCCCUGCCAGAAAUUUUGACAAAUACCCAACAAAAGUUGACCCCUUCUACAGACACAGUCUCUUCCACUCCUACCCACCAGCCAUGUCUGGCCUUCCCCCCGUCAUUCCCCCCACCGGGCCCUUCAGCUCGCUGCAGGGCGCCUUCCAGCCUAAGACGUCUAAUCCGCUGGAUGUGUCCACCAGACCUGGAGCCGUCCCACACACUUUCUUACAGAAAGACCCCAGGCUAACGGAUCCAUUUCGGCCAAUUCUUAGGAAACCAGGGAAGUGGUGCGCCAUGCAUGUCCACAUCGCCUGGCAGAUAUACCACCACCAACAGAAAGUAAAGCAGAUGCAGGUCGACCCUCACAAGCUAGACUUCGGACUCAAGCCUGAGUUCCUGAGUCGACCCCCCGGCCCCAGCCUGUUUGGCGCCAUCCAUCACCCCAGCGACUUGGCACGGCCCGCCACGCUCUUCUCUGCUGCAGGUCCUGCACACCCAUCAGCUGCUCCCUUCGGCCAUCCACCCCACCAUCAUGGAAACUUUCUCACCCCAGCAUCACAUUUAGAGCCUUUCGGUAGGCCGUCAUCCUUUGGAGGACUGGGGUCUCUUAGUUCUUCUGCCUUUGGUGGACUGGGAAAUCCAGCACUAAAAUCCCUAACAGCGGCCAACUCCAUGUUUGGCCAUAAAGAUGGCCCCAAUGCACAGCAGCACUUCAACAGCAGCAGUAAUAACAGUCACCAGGAGCCGUGGAACCGCCUGCACCGUACACCACCCUCCUUCCCAACACCGCCCCCCUGGAUGAAACCCGGAGACUCUGAGAGAAGCGCCUCCGUCAGCUCUCAUGAGAGGGAGCGAGACUCAGAAAAACGCGACACAUUGGUCAGUAAAGACGACAAAGACAGGGACUCUGCAGAAAAACGUCAUUCAAGCCAUCCGUCCCCAGUCCCUAUCAACCUCCAUGGCCACAGCCGGCCCCCAGAGCACCACAGGAACCACCUUCCUCCUACUGCUGGAGAGGCUCCGAGGGACAAGGAGAACAAGGCCAAAGACAGGGACAGGGAGCAUUCAGACUCUUGGAAAGACAGCGGUACAGAUGACCACAAGCUCAAAGACAACCAGCACAAUGACAAGGACACACCUGUUAUCCAUGAUGGUCGAGUGUCAGAGGACAAAGUUUCCAACAGAGGAACGACGUCGCCUUAUGUCCGGCAGGCCAGUCUGGAGCGUCCCAAUGGUGGUCUAAACAGAGAGGUCCUAGAGAAGAAGGUAGAGCUUUCUUAUGAUCACCAGAAGAAAAACAGUGAGGUGAAAGUGAAGGAGGAGAGGAAAGAGGAGCAAGAUGGAGCCACAGAAAGGGCAAGUGAGCACCCAACACAAGCAUCGUUGACACCAAACCUCCACCCCCCCUCCUCAAUGCCUGUGCCCAUGGGCAUGGCCGGAGUCCAUCCCAUUAACGGCAUUAGCGGUCUAGAGAGAACUCGCGUUGUGGCACCUUUCAUGGGUAUCAGCCCCAUCCCAGGAGCUGAGAGGUUCCCUUAUCCCGCCUUUCAUUGGGACCCAAUGAGGGACCCUUACAGGGGUCUUGACAUUCACAGACGGGACCCUUUGGCCAGGGACCUGUUGCUGAGAACUGAUCCUCUUCACCGUCUUGCAGCACCUCGCCUCUAUGAGGCCGAGCGCUCCUACAGGGACCGUGAACCUCACGACUUUAACCGUGAACACCCCCACCCUCUGGCCCUUGAGCAGAGAAGGGAACAGGAGCGUGCCCAGCUGGAAGAGCGUGACCGCCUCAACAUGCUCAGAGAAGACUAUGAGCACGGUCGCCUCCAACCCCCAAUGCACCAUCCCACCCUGGAUGGACACCUUCCCCACCCUGCCCCAGCCCUUAUGGCCCCUGGACUCCCAGGCAUGCACUACUCCAGGGUUAGCCCCUCGACUGCAGCGGUGGCAGCUGCUGCAGCCCACCAGAACAACAUCCUGAACAAAACUCCACCCACUGCAUCUUUGAGUGCUCCACCCCCCCUUAUCCCCACAUUGGGCGCCCGGCCCGGCUCACCCAGACGGACUACUCCCCUGGCCACUGAUAUCAGAGACAGACCGCCUCACAAAGACAUCGAGGCACGGUGAGCUGGACCUCAGCAGACUCUGUGCCCCCUGCAGCCCUGUGCCUCACCAACACUGAACUCACACCAAGCACUUAGCUCUGGACAAAGCAAAACUGUAACAUAGCUGUGAAUAAUUUAUGUGGGUAGAAACAUGCCUACACAAUGAAUUGUUUUUGUAUAAAACAACAAAAAGAUAAUCUUUUUUCCUCUAUUUGCUCCAGCUUUUUGUGUGCAUUCUUUCUCUUGUAUAGUAAAGUAAUGUGGAGUAAGACUAAAUAACUUGGGAAUGUACAGGUACUUUAAGCACUGACAGAUGUGUAGAUAACGUGUACAGUCGCUGUGCUCACUCUGUAUGGAUUUAAAAAUCAUGGUACAAAAAUAUGCAAAAGAGUGUUUUGAAAGCUUUACUUUGAAUAAAUGUAAUAUAGGAGUAUUAAGGCUGUGAUUCAGAAUGUGCUUUUUUGCAAUUUGUUUUAUUUUUGACACAAGUGAUUAGCAUGUGCCAGAGACCCCCAUAUUCAACUAUGCAACAAAUGUCUGGGUUCCCUUUCUGAAAGCUGGCCUACUCAGCACUGCUGACUGUGCACCAAUAAAGGACAACAAGGCUGCAAUCUCUCCACAACUCAAAGUACGCCUACAGAUACGAGCUUUAACUGACACAUACAGGGUUUGACUUAACAAAUAAAAAUCUUUCUGGAAACAUUACUAUCACAUGAUGAAUUGUAGUGACAAUCUAGAUAAAAGUAUUGAAUUUAAAUGGAUUUUUAAUGUAAAAAGCCAGCAGUACAAAUGUUAAUUCUUCCUGCUAACCACCAGUCUUGUUUUGGGGAGAGUGCAGCCCAUUAAACACCAUGACAGCACAUUAGCCCUACUGAAGGAGUGUAAAGUACAUGUUUUGGAAAUGAAUUCUGUUGGUGAAACAGUGUAUUAAAGUGCUUUCCUAAGUUGUUGUACCUACAAAAAUCAAAAGAAAAAAAAAAAGCAAGUCUCAACUAUGGGCAGUUUGUUUCUAACUUGCAGAGAUCUAUUUUAGUAGUCUACUGAAGGUUUAGUUGUGCGCUUCAAACUCUGUGAUAUCAUGUUGUGCAGUGUUUUUUAAUCCAACAUUAAAAUGUUCACCAGAGCCAUAGUGGUUAGUCAAUGCGUAUUGCAAAAAGAUUGUUAAGAGAAAUGUUUUGCUGUUUACCAUGUACAGGAGGAAAAAAAAGGCUUUCUAGAUCAUGUACAAAAAUGAGAAAAAAAUGAAGCGACUGAAUCUUCAGCAUGCUCCUCAUUUAAAAUUGUGUUAUGUAAAUUGUGCCAUGUUAUUAAAAAAUGUGUACUAA
Messenger RNA from Melanotaenia boesemani (Boeseman's rainbowfish), 5773 nucleotides. It is a transcript of the gene auts2a, whose product is annotated as activator of transcription and developmental regulator AUTS2 a. Lineage: Eukaryota; Metazoa; Chordata; Actinopteri; Atheriniformes; Melanotaeniidae. The transcript is spliced from 19 exons. Bases 601 to 4470 code for a protein of 1289 amino acids. The record is from RefSeq and is a predicted model, not a curated record.